Rhagoletis pomonella (apple maggot) is the source of this 6158-nucleotide messenger RNA. RefSeq names its product muscle M-line assembly protein unc-89-like. The coding region runs from base 1 to 6018 and encodes 2005 amino acids. The record is from RefSeq and is a predicted model, not a curated record. Lineage: Eukaryota; Metazoa; Arthropoda; Insecta; Diptera; Tephritidae. The transcript has 9 exons.
AUGGGAGAGACGGAAGGUGAAGUCGGUGCAGCCGAUACGCGACCAUCUGAGGAGACCGAAUCGACUCCUGUACAGGAUACGUUAGCGGUCCCGGUGCAAAAACGUCGGAAAGUGAAAUCGCCAACUCCUGGUACGCUGCGCGGUCGCAGCGCUACACCCAUACGCGGCAGGAGUCAAACCCCGUUCUCGCUAUACCUGAAUCGUCGCAGCGCUACGCCUUCGACAUGGCGCAGCAUAACGCCUUUCUUGAAACGCGAGGAGCGCGAGAAAACUCCUUUCGAACUUGGCAGGGAUAUUAAAACUCAAAUCACCUGCAAUAAAGCCGUUUUUGAUCGAGCAUUGGUUAUGGAUAUUACAGAGAGCGAGGAAGUUCAAAAGCCUGUGCGUUACAUAACGACCGAUUUGUCUGUCAUUGAUCGUGCUGCCGUAAUGGAUGUAUCGAAUGUUGAGGUUAUCUACUUGAUUGAGGAGUACGAGGAUGUCGAAGAGGAGGAGGAAAUCAUAGAGGAGGUCAAGCCGAAGAAGAAAGCCAAGGGCAAGAAGGCGCGCACACCACGCAAGUCAGUAGAAAAGGAUGCAAGAUCCGGCUCUAUUUCGGAAGCUGAAGCGGAGUCCGGUGAUAUUGAAAGCGCCGACCGAGAGGAGAGUAUCGAGCCGGAUGAAUUCGAUGAGCCUGUAAAGAAGGGCAAAAAGAAGGCUGCGCCUAAGAAAAAAGAAAAGAAGGAGAAAUCGCCCAGUCCCAAGUUGACCUUGAAAUUGGAAAUGGGCGGCGGUCAAAAGGCCAGUAAGAAAAUGUUUGAGGAAAAACAGGCCGCAGGACCUGCACCCAAGCCACCACCGAAGAAGAGUAAGCUUGUCUUGCAAAUGGAGGAGCAGGCCAAGGCAGCGGCUAAAGCUGCCGAAGAUGCAGCAGCUAAAGCAGCUUCUAAGCCCAAAGGCGAAACUUUUGCUGAGCGCCAGGAACGCUUGAAGAAGGAGAAAGAGGAGCAGGACCGCAUUGAAGCAGAGUUGGCCGCGCAGCGGGCAGCCGAACAGGCUGAGGAGGACGAGGAGCCAGAAGAUGAGGGCGGCGAAGAAGAGGACGAAGAGGGUGAUGAAUCACACGCUGGCACUGAGUCCGAAUAUCGGGACGAAGAUGCAGACCCAGAGGAGGGUGCUGACGCUGAGGCGGAGGAAGAGGAUGUGGUACCUGAACUGCCUAAGAGCAAGAAGCGCCGUGGCAGCAAUUCAUCUGAAGAGUUCACCAGACCCAAUCCCUACGAUGAGGAACGAUGGCAGCGAAUCGCCGCGGAAGAGGGUGAGGAGUUUAUGCAACAAAUGCGCAAAUACAGUUUGCGCAUACACAAGAGCGAGAAGGAACGUGAUGCCGAAUGGCAGCGUAUACGCGAGCAAGCACGUUUGCCACAUUUCAUUGUCUACUUAACGGAUCGUACCGUUGAAGCUGGCCAUAAUGUGCGUAUUUCUUGUGCUGUCGGCGGUCCCGAGUUGUCGGUGAAAUGGUUCAAGGAUGGUCGGCAAUUGGAGCGUGAUGCCACACAUCGCAUCAUCAACAACAACAACAUUUUGGCAUUGGAGGUGGUAAAUACGACGAUUUUAGAUUCCGGCGAGUACACCUGUGUAGUGGCGAAUUCCAACGAUACCGUUCAGUCGUCUUGUUAUAUAACAAUCUAUGAGAUAUUCAAGGAUGAACCAGCACCUCCUUCAUGCAAGCUCGUCAAAGAGUACUACCAUUUGCGUGACGAUGAGCUCACAAUAGAGUGCCACUUACACGGCGUGCCACGUCCAGUUGUCGUUUGGAUGAAAGGUGGCCUCGAAAUCAAGCCGAGUUACAAGUUUACCAUGCUUGAGGAGGCACAUGGCACCUACAAGUUGCUAAUCUACAAACCGAAUGAUAGGGAUAGCGGUAGUUAUAUCUGUAAGGCAGUGAACUCCAGCGGCGAAGUGCAAAUUAGCCAUCACGUCGAAGUGGCCAAAAAUAGACAUUUCCAUGCGCGCGGCAUCUUCCACGCUCGCGAUCGUCUACAAAAGGACAAGGAGUUGUCGGCAAAGAAAGCCAUGACGGAGGCGCUCAAAUCAAAAGCCGCCUCAGACCUUAAGCGCACCUCACUAGCGGCUGAGGCAAGGGAGCGCGUACAUCGCGCGUCACCCGAGCCAUUGGUUUCGCCGAAGCAAAAACUCACAUUCGCCACACAACUGCGCGAUCGCAUGGCACUGGAAGGAAGCACUGUGCGCUUCGUGUGCACUGUCAUUGGACCGAGCCCCAGCUGUCGCUGGAUGAAAGAUGACAAGUGGGUGGUGGCUGGUCCCACUGUUAAGAAUCUAUCCGAGGAAGGCAAGGCCAUACUUGAGGUGAGCAAGGUUACAUCCGAAGCAUCAGGCGUGUACAAGUGUGUGGCCAAGAACGAACAUAGCGAAGUUGAAACGCAGUGCUACUUCAAGGUGUACAGUGCACAGGCUGAUGGCGAUGAACAGGAGCCAAUGUUCGCACUACCACUCAGAGAUGUAUACCACUCGUCGCAGAACGAUUUAAUUAUCGACACGAAGGUGCGCGGCAACCCCCGCCCCAAGAUUACAUGGGUAAAGGACAAUUUACCAGUUGUGCUCGAUGAUCGUCGCGUACAGAUCGAGCAUUUGGACGGUAUCUGUGAGCUGAUCAUUAACAAGCCAACAACGAAUGAUAGCGGUGUGUACACUUGCAUAGCUGAAAAUAAAUUGGGCAGCCAGAAGACCACACACACAGUUGUUGUAGAAGUUGUGCAAUUGUCGCGUCGUUCGAGUUUAUUGUCCAACGUAAUGACCGAAUCGGAUAGCGAAGCUGGCGCUGGAGAAGCGGCUGGCCAAAAGGGUGAGAAGUCCGAAAAGCGCAGCCGUCUUCCAAAAUCCAAGAAGAAGGAUGACGACGAAGCUGAGUCAGGCACCUAUGAGCGUCGCAGUCGCAUUCCCGAUCCCACACCAAAGCAGCAAUUGUACUUCAUUGCGAAUCUAUCGAAUCGCUAUGUAGCCGUGGGCUCUAAGGUUAAACUGCAGGCAGUUGUCGGCGGUCCAGAUGCCACUUUCAAGUGGCAGAAAGAUGAACAAAAUAUUACCUAUGGACCACGCAUACGCAAUAUGAGCCGCGAGGGUUUGGCCUGCUUGGAGUUCCUGAAUCUUGCGCCCGAAGACUCUGGCGUCUACACUUUGACAGCGCAAAAUGAAUUCUGUAAAAUAACCACCUCGGCCUUGAUACACGUUUACUCGCCGAAGGUCAGCAGCGAUGUGGAGCCGAUGUUUACGCGCUCACUGAAAGAAAUCUAUCAUCUGAAUACAAAUGAAUUAAUCUUGGAGACGGGAGUACGUGGCCAGCCUGCGCCGCAGGUAACAUGGUCUAAGGAUAAUUUCGAAAUAAAAACUGGUGGACGUUUCCAAAUUUUGCAACACCAGGAUGGCACUUGCGAAUUGAUCAUUGAUAGACCCGAUAAAAAGGACUCCGGCAAGUAUGUGGUGCGCGCGGAGAAUAGCGCUGGAAAGAGUGAAAUUUUGCACACGGUGCUUUUUGAGGGUAGUGCUUCUCAUAUCGCUGAGAAUAUCCAUGGUGUAUUCCAUGCUGAUAAGAGCCUGUUGCGUCCCAAGGCAACAGAGGAAGAGAAGAAGCCAGCACCAACAGCGACAGCAGCCAAAGAAGGUGAUACGACCGAUGGUGAAUCGGAAGAGAAGGACGCAAAAGGCAAAGGCAAGAGUAAGGUUAAGCGAGCAAAGAAAGAGGAGGAAGAAGUUACCUCAUCGGCAACCGAGUAUGCCUCGGAUGCUGGUAGUCUUAAGAAACGUGAAAAGGUUAUCGGCAUACAUUUCGCUACAUCUGUGCGUGAUCGUGUUGUAGCUGAGGGUUCUAAAGUGAAGAUAUCUUGCUUCUUAGAAUCGAAGGAGCCACAAGUUAAAUGGUUCAAGAACGACGAAGCCAUUCAGAAUGGCCCUAAAAUUAGGGGACGCUACAGUGAAGGCUUAUGCCUGCUGGAAAUAUUCAGCGCUACGGCUGAGGACAGUGGUGUGUACAAGUGCUGGGCGCGUGAUGAAACUGGCGAGGCUUCCACCUUCUGCAAAUUGGAAGUGUAUGCCGAUCCCGGCACUGGCGAUGUACCGCCCACAUUCACGCGCAACAUCAAAGAUACCUAUCAUGGCAAGAUCAAUGAGCUACAGCUGGACGUGCAUGUGCGUGGUCUACCCACACCAACUGUGACUUGGGUUAAGGAUGGCGUUAAAAUUGAAUCAAGCGAAAAGUAUCAGCAAAUCGAUCACGACGAUGGUCUAUGCGAGCUAUUCAUAAUCGAUCCAGUACAGGGCGAUAGUGGCAAAUAUGUGUGUCAGGCUGAAAAUCGUGAAGGAAAAACUGAGAUUACUCAUAUUGUGACCGUGGAACCCAGACGUCGACGUCCGGUGUCGCCACCGAAGGAGGCUAGACCACCAGUGAAGCCAGCAACAGAGGAGGAGCAGAAAGAGGGCGAGGAGGGUGAAGAGAAGAAAAAGAAGAGGAAGGCUAAGGACGAUGAGGAGGGUGGCGGUGGUGGCAGACGUGAAGCGCCACCACCACCAGAUCUAAAGAAAUAUCUAUACCUGAGAAAUUUCCUCUCAAAUCGUACCGUGAAGGCGGGCAGCAACGUUAAAUGGAUGGUCAAUAUCGAUGGACCUGAGCCAACUGCACGUUGGUUCCAUGGCGAUACGCCCAUCGCUUUUGGACCAAAAAGCAAACUGUCCUGCCAGGAUGGUAUUGCAUGGUUGAAUUUGAUAGGCGUAACCGAAGAAGAUGCUGGCCAAUAUACACUGCGCAUCAAAGGUUCGGAGAAUGAGGUGGUUAGCACUUGCGAACUAUUUGUCUACAGAACCGGUGUGGAGGAGUUGGUGGCGCCCGUUUUUACUGUGGGCAUCAAAGAUACUUAUACGAUUAACGAGAAUACACUGGUUCUGGAUUGCCGUGUACGCGGUAAACCACGUCCCGAUGUACAAUGGUUGAAGGGCACCGAACCGCUCACCGAAGGCGAUCGCUAUAACAUUAUCACAUCUGCAGAUGGCCAUACUAAAUUGAUUAUUAACAAUCCAACCGAGAAGGAUUCCGGUCUCUAUGCUUGCGUUGCCCGCAAUGAAGCUGCCGAAAAUAAGAUCACUCACCAAGUCGACUUCGUUGGUCGUGAACGUUUCGCACUCGAGAAGACACACGGCUACUUCCAUCGCGAUCCCAAUAAGCCACACUUUAGUGUACCGCUCAGCAACCAGACGGUUUGUGCCGGCGGUACAGUUGCCAUUUCGGCUGAGUUCAUGAAAUCAUCCACACCACUGGAGGUACAUUGGCUACGAGAUCGUAAAAAUGUCUCUUCCCUGCCGGGCGUACAAACAUUUAUGGAAGGUGGCGUCUAUACACUGGCCAUAUUAAAUGCACAACCCGAAGUCGAGGGUACGUACACAUGUCGUGCCUCGAAUGCCUUCGGUCGCAUUGAAUCACAUGUGAGUGUUGAUGUGGCUGCCGGUGUACCGAAGGAUGAACGUCCACCGUUGUUCCUGUCCAGACCAGAUACCGAAAUGAAGAUUUUAGUUGGUGAUCCAUUCUCGAUUUCGUUCCGUAUUGCUGGCGACCCGAAACCAAAAUUAUCCUUCUUGAAGGGCACUAAGGACAUAACCAAAUCAGAUAGAGUUAGUAAGGAGGUAUCGGAUGACUACACCAGAUUUACAGUGCAAAGUUCACAAAUCGCCGAUUCGGGUACAUACUUUGUCGUUGCGCGCAACAACUUCGGCACCGACAGAGUAUUUGUGACUGUUGCGGUAAUGCCACGAGCACGCUCCGAAACGCCGACCUCGCCACGCUGGGGACAGCGACUCGAAAGUUUCCCUGACGUUUCAUAUUUCAGAGAUUUUUCAAAAGGGCUUUAUGGAUUUGAAUUUGUUUUGAUUUCGUUUACAGAUUUGAACUUCUCAAAAAAUUAUGAUUUCCAAAAAGUGUAUUUAAAUUUCUUUAGUAUUCCAAUUGAAAAAUUGCAUCUUUUACUUUUUUAAAAAAUAUUUUGUUACAAUUGUAUUUACAAUAGUUUGUAUACGGUUUCUGUUCAAUUAAUUUAGAAAAUGGUUAAAAUCAUAUCCAUCUUAUACAUUUAGAUACAAGAACUAUAUAAAAAUAAAUAAAAAUGUUUCUCCGG